Hemiscyllium ocellatum (epaulette shark) is the source of this 5065-nucleotide messenger RNA. RefSeq names its product dipeptidyl peptidase 8-like. The transcript has 20 exons. Gene Ontology annotation, molecular function: dipeptidyl-peptidase activity; serine-type peptidase activity. Bases 49 to 2691 code for a protein of 880 amino acids. Gene Ontology annotation, biological process: proteolysis. NCBI's taxonomy places the organism in Eukaryota, Metazoa, Chordata, Chondrichthyes, Orectolobiformes, Hemiscylliidae. The record is from RefSeq and is a predicted model, not a curated record.
AGAGUCCGGAAGAGCGUGAGGGAGUCCCAGUGUGUGGAAGGGGUGGUGAUGGCUGCAGCGAUGGAAACUGAGCAACCUAACAUUGAGGUCUUUGAGACUGCUGCUGCAAGUGCUGCUGUGGACAUUGAAGACUUGGAGGAGUUUGAGCCAUACUAUGUGGAGAGGUACUCCUGGAGUCGCUUAAGGAAGUUAAUCACUGACAGCAGGAAGCUGCAUGGGCACAUGAUGGCAAAACCUCCUCAUGAUUUUUAUUUUGUAAAGAAAAAUGAUCCUGAAGGGCCUCAUUCAGAUAGGGUCUAUUAUCUAGCCAUGUCAAAUGAAAACCGGGAAAAUCGAUUGUUCUACUCUGAAAUUCCUCGUGAGAUAAAUAAGGAUGCUGUCCUGCUGCUGUCAUGGAAACCUCUGCUAGAUUAUUUUCAGUCUGUUCCUGACUAUGGAAUUUAUUGCCGUGAAGAAGAGCUGUUACGGGAAAGGAAGAGAAUCGGAACAAUUGGAAUUGCAUCAUACGAUUUCCACAAAGAAAGUGGAAUGUUCCUGUUCCAGGCGAGCAACAAGAUCUAUUUCGCGGUGGACGGUGGUAGCUCAGGCUUCACUAAUGAGCCAUUAAAUCCUUUACCAGUGAAAACAAGCUGUUCCAACAUCAGGAUGGAUCCCAAAAUAUGUCCCGCUGAUCCAUCUUGGAUUUCAUUCAUCCACAGCAAUGAUUUGUGGAUCUCUAACAUUGAAACUGGGGAAGAAAGACGACUAACAUUUGCACAUAAAGGUUUGCCCAACUUAGAGGAUGAUCCCAAAUCUGCAGGAAUCUCCAGCUUUGUACUCCAGGAAGAGUUUGACCGGUACACAGGGUACUGGUGGUGUCCUUUGGCUGAGGACACUCCAGAUGGGGGAAAGAUCUUCAGGAUACUUUAUGAAGAAAAUGAUGAGUCAAAUGUUGAAAUUAUCCACGUGACUUCACCCAUGCUUGAAACACGAAGGUGUGAUUCAUACAGGUAUCCACGAACGGGAACUCUAAAUCCAAAAAUAACUUUCAAGGUGUCCGAAGUAACAAUAAAUGCUAAUGGAAGGAUUGCGAAUGUCAUCGACAUGGAAUUGGUCCAACCAUUUGAGGUUCUUUUUAAUGGAACGGAGUACAUUGCACGGGUUGGAUGGACUCGAGAAGGAAAAUAUGCCUGGGCCAUCCUGUUGGAUAGACCCCAGACCAGGCUUCAGAUUGUUCUGAUUCCACCUGCUUUGUUUAUCCCAGUGGUGGAUGAUCCAGUGAAACGGCAGGAACUUGUGGAAUCUGUGCCUGAUAGUGUAAUGCCAUUGAUUAUCUAUGAGGAAACAACAGACAUUUGGAUAAAUGUGCACGACAUACUGCACAUAUUUCCUCAGGUGAAAGAGAAUGAGAUUCAGUUCAUUUUUGCCUCUGAGUGUAAGACUGGUUUUCGACACCUUUACAAAAUUACAACCAUCUUGGAGGAGUGCAAGUAUAAAAGGUCCUGUGGAGGCUACCCUUCUCCAGACGAUUUUAAAUGCCCUAUUAAAGAAGAAUUACCUUUGACGGGUGGAGACUGGGAAGUGCUCGGGAGACAUGGCUCUACGAUAUGGGUCAAUGAAACUACCCACUUGGUGUAUUUUCAAGGUACUAAAGACACACCUUUGGAGCACCACCUUUAUGCAGUGAGCUACGAAUGUCCCAUGGAGAUUGUACGACUGACACAGUUAGGCUACUCUCAUAACUGUUUUGUUAGCCAGAACUUUGAUAUGUUUGUCAGCAAGUACAGCAACCAGGACCAUCCACACUGUGUACGUGUCUUCCGACUGACUGGAUCAGAAGAAGCCGCUCUUCACAAACAGGGAGAGUUCUGGGCCACAAUGCUGGAGUCUCCAGGUUGUCCUCCAGAUUACAUUCCUCCAGAGAUGUUCAGUUUUCACAGCAAGUCCGGGUAUAUAUUGUAUGGAAUGAUGUUCAAACCACAUAAUCUACAACCCAGAAAAAAAUACCCCACCCUGCUUUACACGUAUGGUGGCCCUCAGGUGCAGUUAGUAAACAAUCGCUUUAAGGGAGUUAAAUAUCUGCGUCUGAACACUCUGGCAGAGCUCGGUUAUGUUGUGGUCGUCAUCGAUUCCAGGGGAUCCUGUCACAGAGGCCUUAAAUUUGAAGGUGCCUUGAAGUACAAGAUGGGUCAAGUAGAAAUUGAAGACCAGGUGGAAGGGCUACAGUAUUUGGCUGCCAAGUAUAGCUUUGUUGACAUGAAACGUGUUGCAAUUCAUGGUUGGUCAUAUGGAGGUUAUCUGUCGCUUAUGGGUCUAGUGAGGAGACCAGAAAUAUUUAAGGUAGCCAUAGCUGGAGCCCCUGUGACACUGUGGAUCUUCUAUGAUACUGGAUACACAGAACGCUAUAUGGGUUUCCCAGAUAAAAAUGAGAGUGGCUAUGAUAUUGGAUCAGCAGCAAUGCAAGUUGACCGGUUUCCCCUUGACCCCAAUCGGUUGCUGCUCUUGCAUGGGUUCCUCGAUGAAAAUGUUCAUUUUUCUCAUACUACAGUACUGCUUAGCUUCCUCGUUCGAGCAGGGAGGCCGUAUGACUUGCAGGUGUAUCCCCAAGAGCGGCACAGUAUUCGUGUUCCAGAGUCUGGUGAACAUUAUGAACUGUAUCUGCUGUACUAUCUUCAGGAGAACCUGGCUUCCCAGAUUGCAGCAAUGAAGUAAAAGAUGAUGUGUUACUUUUGAGACUUCCCAUCUCAGCCAACAACUCAAUGCAAUAGGUGUCAGAAGAGAGACACUGCUCCUGUUAAUAGUGAUCUGCUCUCCCCCACCGUCCCAUACGUCGCUACUUGUGUUUAUUUUCUUUUCAAGUAAUCAUAACCUCUCUGAUCCUUUUCAUGCGGUGUCAGCUGUCACUCAAUUUCAGUAAGAGCAACAAUUGAACUCACCCCACCUAUCCAUAAGCAUCCCUUCUCCAUUGCUCACCACUAACACAUCUAUAACUUGUGGCUUGUAUUUCCUCAGCACCAUCCUCAGCUUCCUAAUCCUUGCACAAAAUUGGGUCCUGCAAGCUCCCACCCUCUCCCUCCCAUAAUCUCACUAAUAGUGCCUGACAAUCACUUUCUGCUGUUUGUACCAAGACUGUAAAAUACAACCCAUGAUCACAGAAACUUUACUUUCCAAGGGCAUGUUACGGGCAUUAAGGGUGAUUUCUUCUGAUGAAUGUGUGUAUAUCAGUAAAUAUUGAAAAUGCAGCAAUUUUCCUUCUAUUCUGUGUUGCUUGCUCUUUGAUUCACCACUAGAACUCAGCAUCUUUUGAAACCUUUCCCGGUGAGUUGAUCAGAUUUAGUGAGACUUGCCCAUUUGCUUCUGGUGGCCAGCUCUUCAGUUCUGCUUUUCAUUAUAACAGCAUCUGCUCCCAGUGCUGCUGUUAAUUUGCUUAAUGACCAUAAAACAGUAAUUACUGUAUUUGCACGGAUUGUGGCGUAAAUGGAAAUGAUUGUGAAACAUUUUUGAGCACUUUAUGUAACAGUAAUGUUUAGAUUAAUGUCUUAAACAGUACCAUUUUUAUUACUUAAAAGAAAAUCUGGUCAUGAAUUAUUUAUUCUCUUUCAGAUACAUGUUGAAAGGGUUUUAGCAAUGCCAGAUUUGUUUAGAUUUUCGGAUGCAGUAUCCAUAAAGAAUUGUAUGUAUUCUGUGAAGUGGUAACAAUGUACAGGAGCAGAUAUCUGGAAGGGAGGUUGCAUGUUCAUGAGUGGAACACGGACAUGAAGCAGGUGGCAGAAGGCUUGAAUUGGGCAUAAACUCUGACAGAACCCUGUUGGAUCCAACAGUCUGUUCCUCUGCUCUCAAUACUAUGUACUGCCAGUGAAUUUGUGGAAUUGUGGCCCAGAUCUGGGAUUGUUGGAUAUAUGAAUGUAUGACCCAGGGUGUGACUCCCGAAGUCCCAAUCUGUUGACUCCCAUUGAAAUUGCCCAGGAGAUUUGUGAUGAGCAAAUCCUCUGACACUAAACCUAUCCAGCUGGCUAACCAGAAAGUGGUAGAGAGUAAAAUCCUAGUUUUAACACCUGGGUAACAACUCAGAGAAACCCCACCUCCUGUCAUCCAUCCAUACAUCAGAACUAUCCCUCUGAGUUGAUUCAAUUAGCCCCAAACUCCUGAUCAACCAUAACUAGCCCUCACCAUGUGAUCAUAUCCUGACCAAACUCAACCAGUCCUUGCUAAUCUAACUAUCCCCACCACCCAACUAUCCCUGACUCAACCUGACUAGUCUCCACCCAUUGACCUUCUAAUUUGAGUAGUCCCUGACCUGACAAUGCCUGCCCUGCCCUGCCAACCCAACUCAACUAUCCUCUGACUACUGUAGGUGAAAGUGAGGACUGCAGAUGCUGGAGCUCAAAGUCUAGAUUAGAGUGGUGCUGGAAAAGCACAGCAGUUCAGGCAGCAUCCAAGGAGCAGAAAAGACAAUGUUUUGGGCAAAAGCCCUUCAUCAGGAAUCCUGACCUGCUGUGUUUUUCCAGCACCACUCUAAUCACCUACUACAGUGCCCACUGACCACCCUUACAAACCUACAGAUUCACCUGCUCACUAUUUGCAUACGCUCAUUCACUAACAUAUGAGAAGCUUUGGGACCUUUAAACCCUUACCGUAUUACAGCAGCCAGUGGUAUCAAAAAGGGCAUUGAUUCUGGGCUGAUUCUCUGCACUGCACUCAGAAUCCUGCAUUGGAAUUUUGGCUGGGGAAAGUUGCAUCCGGGUAAGUGGGUCAUUUCCUGUCUGACCAGCAUUGAACCCAGCAGUUCACUGGACUAAUUGGAAGUUUUGGGUUGAAGUGAGUGUAGAUUUCACCCUUUCACUGAAUUAUUAUGGGGCAAUACAAAUUCAUGGGUACUCCUUACCUGCUCGUCUGAAUGUAGCAUUCUCUCACAUCGACAGUCUACGCAGUGGAGUAGGAAUCUGCAUGUAGUGCUGCUUCGUUGACAUUACUGAAGAACUCUGUGUGGGCUGUAGCGGGUAGCAGCUCAUGGUACUACCGCCUCGCUGGACUCAAUGCAGGCUGCGCUAGCAGCAUUUUGUGUGAAUAAAUUUUUUUGCCAUUA